AAGUGGUUUGAAAAUGAAAACUUGAAAAGCCAUAGCAGUUUAGAGCACAGAAAACAAACCAAGGAUCCUCCAAUUUCCCUUUGUUUUCUGUGGUUUAGAGUUUAGACUGAUUCAGUUCAGCUGAGUUUUUUAGUUCUUUCAGUUGUUGCAGUUUUACUUACAAUUAAUCCCUUCUUUAUCUGUUUCUUUCUACAAAUAUUAGUAAGUUGGUCUUUAUCCUCCUAACCAAUCAACACUAUCUGGUAAACAGUUGUAAGUCUGCAUGCCUACUAGCAUCAGAUAAUUUUUUAAUAAUGCCAAAUCCAAAUCAAGUAAGGAUAGUCGUAAUUGACUACUACAUGUCUUCCCCAAUACCUGGACUAGAUUUAACAUAUUCUGAAUUUCGUAGUUCUGCAAUUACACAUGUUCCUGUGCUAAGAUGUUUUGGAUCAGAUAAAAAUGGAAAAAAAACAUGUGUACAUAUUCAUGGAGUAUUUCCUUAUUUAUAUAUUCCAUAUAAUGGGAAAGGAAAUUCAGAGGAGCAUAUGUACAAAAUAGCAAUGGCAUUGGAUAAGGCUAUAAAUAUAUCAUUUAAUCAAGCCAGCUCAAAUGCUCAACAUGUUUAUAAGAUAUGUUUGGUAUCUGGAAUACCGAUGUACGGAUAUCACUUAAACCAGCACCAAUUUUUUAAAAUAUUUCUGUAUAAUCCGGCCCUCAUUGCAAAAGUAGGAGAUAUAUUACUUAGAAGAACGGCUUUGGAUGAAAUUUAUCAGCCACACGAAGCCCAUCUAAAUUUUACCCUUCAGUUUAUGAUCGACUAUAAUCUCCAUGGAAUGAGCAGUAUGUUAAUUUCUGAUAUUAAAUACAGGACGAAUCCUGAUGAAAAGUAUUCUGAUCUGGACGAAACUUUGCGUCGACCAAAUAUAAUUAAGAGAACCUCAAUAUGUGAACUAGAAGGUGAUAUAAACGCUGAACAUAUCCUAAACAGGCAAGAAACCGUAGGCGUUAAUCCAGGCAUUGCCGCUUUGUGGGAUGAUGAAAAGCUGAGAAGAAGGAAUAAGGGUGAAAACUCGCAGUUAGGAAAUUUUUUAGAACUACAGGAUAUUGAUACAGAUUCUACAAAAACUCACUUGAUAUUUCAGCAGAGUCUUAGAGAACGACUAGCUGUUUUAGUCACAAAUGAAGAUAUACAAAAACAAAGUCUGGAUGUAUCAAUCUACCCAGCAGAAAUUCCAAGACAUACCAAAUCGAAUUUCCAAAAUGCAUCACAAAUUGAUAUUCAUUCUACUUCCUCACUGGAGUUAUCAUUAGAUGAAACUUUUAGCGUUACUUGUAGUCAGGGCUUAUAUGAUACUAUAACGCCUAACGAGUCACAAUUUGAUGUUAGUCUUGAUGAGGAAGCACAGGAGUUUUUAAAUAUGUUGCAACAUAUGGCUAAUGACAAGGGUGCACAAAAUGGAGUUGAAGAAGAUGAAGAAUGUAUUCUAUCCCAGGUGGAGGCAGAAGAUGUAAACGAUGACUCUAAUGAACAUUUUCUUGAUUUAAGUAUGCCAUUGGAAUCGCUCGCGACACCUACAAAAAGUACUAAUGAGAAUAUUUUGCAAUUGGAUGGUUUUGUGGAUGAUUGGCUUUCUGAUUCUGAUAACGAGUCAUUGGCCACGUUACGUAAAAAAUGGCAUUGCGAACAACCUUCUUCUCAAUUAACAGGCAGGCAGUAGCCGCGUUUAUUAAUUAUUACUUGGCUUCUCAAAGUGGUGAGAGAUAAGUAAUACCCGAGUCCGUGAUGUCAUAAUUACUAUCCGUAUAGCAACAGAGCAGAGGAAAAUGUCACAUCGGUCAGAUUAAAAUGCAGCAAAUCAAUGCCACUUCUAGAGUCCACGUGCCAAGUUCACAAAAACCAAAAUAAUUUAUUUAAGCAUAAAGAAGUACAACCUGACAAAUUAAAACUAAAUGUCGUCGUCCUACUUGAGCGCAUUCAAGUUGAAAAAAUAGCUAACAUAGAACCUUUAGAUUUGAUAAAAACAUUAAAUAAAAAUGUUGCUGCGGUAAAGUAUCCGUAUUUUAAUAAACGUAGUCCCGAAGAUAUAUUUGAAGAUAAUAUGCGGCUGAUUAAAUUUAGAAUGGAACGAUUAAUUAGCAGGAGAAAACUCAAGGUUAUUGGGGACAAGUUGAGGAUCAAAUAUAAAAAAGCAGUAAAAUUGUCGAAGAAAAUCAGUUUGUCGCCAAAAUUUAACCUCGUUUCUGCAAAACGGCGGUGGUUAGAGUCUGAAGAAAAAUUCGCCCUAAAAUCCACGGUAUUAAGCCAGAUGCUUAAAUUAACACAAAACUAUAUUGACCCAGAUAUAUACAUUCUUCUAAAAUUUCAUAUGGGUUCAUUUUUUUUUUAUUAUGGAGGCGAAACUGAUCCAACCGUUAUAGAAGUCCCAGAAGAUAUUUCUAGUUCAGAAAUUAAUUUCUUGAUAGACACGUACAAACAUGAUAGUGUAAAAUACGUAAAACAAAAGUUUAAACGUAAGAAAGUAGCUUGGUUACAAAGAGAAAUAUGUAAUAUGAAUCGGAAGCUAUCUAUUAAUAAGAAAAAAUCGGUGAUGCCAAGGCCGUGCGAUUUAAAAAAAGAGCUGUUUGUUGCAGUUGAAAAAUGCCUAUUGUCGGAACGUUUGGAAACUAAUUCUAAUGAAAAUCGGCGUAAGCCACAAGUGAAAAAAGAGAAUAAUUCGCUAAUGCGCGAAGUGAGUAACGCAAAUACGAAACUACAAAACCAUAUUGACUUUUUAUUUGGGUGCGGUAUAGUUAAAAACGAACUCCCUGAUAAAUUAAAUAAAAUAAAGUGCUUAGAGCCUAUGGUUAUUAAGCCUGAACAUAGAAAUACUAAUAUAACUCUAAAUCCUGAUAAAAAAGAUUUGGGAAUUUCAUUGGUUAAGAAUCCUAAAAGAAAUUUUGACGAUUCAAAAUUGCAGAAUGUUACGAUAUUCGACUCAAAUAUGUCGAGACUUAAAAAAAAGACGAAAAGACCAAAACGUGCACGGUCACUUGGCUACUGCAAAACGAGAAAAAAUCAUAAGGAAAUUACAAGAAUUGAAAAAACUGAACCAGCAACUUUACUAACGCGUAAUGUAAAUGUGUUUAACAGUUUUAAAAGGGAUAUUACAUUAAUAAAUCAAGUUAGGCAAAAAUAUAACUCAAAGCUUUACAACAAACAUAUACGAAAAAUGAAACGCAUAAAACUAGACCAAGUAUGCAACACGAACCAUAAUGAGCUUUACAAAAUCAAAAGAAAAGUACGAAAUAGAAAUUCAGUGCUUCCAGCGAAACAUAAAACUGAUGAAAUACGGAUUAAACCAAAUGUCCGUGUAAACCUAAAUUGUAGCCGAAUAACUGACUCGAUUUUGCCCAAUAUACAAAAAUUGAUCCUUGAUUUCAAAAAUAUAAACAUUACUGAUUAUGAUUGUUUUUCAUCAAACAAUAUUAUUAGUGGAGAAACUGGAAUCCUUCCAAGGGUUAAUUUUUAUUCUAAAACUGACUGGCUUCUGAAAUUGAUCCUGGAAAAAUUAUCUGUAUUUGAUUUAGAUGAAACUAAUCUAGAUGCAUCCAAUGCAAUGAUAAAUAAAAAUAUAGGAAAAUGUCGGUCUUCAGAUUCAUGUUACGUCUAUUUUGCCAAGUCUCCGUACAGAAUGACCUCAAACUCUUCUCGGGUUAUAUUAGAUGUUUGCUUUCGAGAACAACUUAAAAAACAUCAUGGCAAAAAAAAAUUAACGAAUGCGUCGGAGACUGAAUUAAGCUCAAUAUUAAAGAGAGUCAUAAAGGGAGAACAACGUAAAAUAAACAUUCUAAGCGAUAUUCAGAUUCCUAGUCCAUUUAAGGUCGAGUUUCGAAAGAGGAGUGUUAGUAGUAUACCGUUCAAGAGUGGAACAGGUGUCCCGACAAAAAGAAGUCGAGGCGAGUCAAAUAAUUACUCUGCAUCCGAAAUUGUUAUUCAGAGAACAAGCUCUACACCUAACAUGUAUUUUAACUGUGAUGGCUUAGUGGACAGCACUUCUUCUGAUGACGAACAAGGGUUGGGAUCAAAAGAAAAAAAAUCUGUAAAGCAGCCUUUGGAUAUUAUUGUUAAGAAUUCGCCUAGGAUAUUGGAAAACUUUCAGCGAGGUGUGGCUAAAAACUUACCGAAGGCAGAUGAGAGUGACAAAUACUUUCAACAAACUUCGGCUGAAGAAACCGUAAUACUUUGUACACCUUCAAGAGCACCUGAUAAACGAAAACACUCAUUUGAAUCCAAGCCUCUGAUUAAUAAGACUAUUUCAGAAUAUAUGCAACCAACUUCAGUCUCCAAUGCCACAACAACUAGUAACGAAUUCAUGGAAUCUUCAAAAGAAGAAAACCUAAACUUGGAAGUUAUAAGGGGCCAACGCAAAAAGACACGGAACGAAUUAGUUAGUAAAAUGGAAAUAUCAAACAAUUAUAGUUCUACAGUUGAAGCAGCACAUAUUUCUGAACCAGUUCCUUAUGAUCUACACAUUUUUUGUAACGAUGAAAAACUAAAUCGAUCAUUUUUUAAAUCAUACUUAUCUGUAUCCGAAAAAUAUGAUAUUAUGCAAGGUUAUCGAACUAAACAAGGAUGUUCUACUCUUCUUACGCAAAGCAGUUUCUCUAAUUCUACUGUGGUUAAAAGAUGCCAAGACAAUAAGAUUAUAUUUAAUAAUUCGAGGUUAGCAAAACUAUCAAAUCAAGAGAAGAAUUUUAGCAUAAUGAACAGAGUAGAGUUUACUACAUUUAAGCCGGCAAGUAAAGCUCCCACGAAGGCAAAGGUAAAAUCAACGUUAUUAAAAUAUGGCAUUCCAAAAAUCAGACCGGAAGAACCAUUCUACAAUAACGUGGAAGAUGAGAAAGGUGCGAUUGAAAUGGGUCACAGAACAUUACGAAUUUCUAGUAAAACUACUGCACAUCUGGCCGAAUUUCAGUCAAAAUACGAUGGAUUUAAUAAAUAUCGGAAAAAAAUCAUGGAAAUUAUUUCCAAAUUACCUUGGAAUAGUAAUAAUGUGUCAACGCUUAAAAUAAGUCAUUGUGAGGAUAGAAGAAUAAUUAUUCGCCCUUUAAAAAAAACACCUCGGAUAGUGUCAGUUAAAAGCUGGCUAGUAGAAAAUGUUAAUAAAUCAGAAAAUUCUGUUACCGAAGGACACGAUUAUGAGGCGAACGUAACAUUAUCCCUAACCUAUUGUCCUCCUCAGUUUGAAAUAUCGGGAUCUUCGUUAUUAUUAUCACAAAACUCAACUAGUUCCGUAUUAGAACCAAGUAGAACAAAUAGCUUGGAAAUGCUUAAGCUUCGGGAUUCUAUUAUAUCAUCGGGCGAAGAACAUAAUUCAUAUGAAAUUACCGGAAUUUCUCAGAAACUUAAUAAAUCUGUUCAAAAUCUGCAAGUGGCUAGGGCCACCACUGAACAUCAAUACUUAACUACGAUGGUUAUGGAGCUACAUAUUAGAACCAGGGGAGAUUUUAAGCCCGAUCCUCAAUACGAUCCCAUCUGCGCCAUAUUUUAUUCUAUAUUAAAUGACUCGCCGGAUUCAAAAUCAAACAUCAAUGGAGUAAUCGCUAUAGACAAUCUUCCUGAAGAUCAGGGUAGUACUAAAUCAAAUUUUUUUAGCGGGUUAGACAAUAACUGUGCUAUAACUUUUGUAGAUGCCGAAAUUUCUUUAUUUCAAAGUUUAGUGAACUUGGUGAAACACUGGGACCCAGAUAUCAUUACUGGUUAUGAAAUAGAAAUGCUUUCUUGGGGUUAUCUUAUUGAACGAGCCUAUGUUUUGUCAUUCGACAUUAUACCUAUGCUUGGUAGGAGCCAGCUUCAUCGAUAUGGUAAAAUGAAAUUUAACCGAAAAUUGGUAGACUCUUUGGAAACCAGUAUCAUUGGCAGAAUACUUUUGAAUGUCUGGAGAAUUAUGAGACAAGAGAUUGCAUUACAGAGCUAUACCUUUGAGUCAAUUGCUUAUCAUAUACUCAAUAGGCGGAUAAGUAUGUUCUGCUUUAAGCAGUUAACGUAUUUUUGGGACCAUCGAACAAAUCACUACAGGCACAGAGUGGUGAAUUACUACCUUUUACGAGUAGAUACUGUUUUGGAGCUUUUUAAUAAACUAGACUUUUUAAACCGUACCAGUGAACUUGCCAAACUAUUUGGUAUAUUAUUUUAUGAAGUAUUAUCCAGAGGCUCUCAGUUUAGAGUAGAAUCCAUGAUGCUUCGAUUGGCAAAGCCUCUAAAUUAUGUACCAGUAUCUCCUUCGACCGAGCAACGCAGCAAAAUGAAAGCUCCUGAAUACAUUCCUCUCGUUAUGGAACCUGAGUCGAAACUUUACACUGAUCCCGUAAUAGUUUUAGAUUUCCAGAGUUUAUAUCCUUCAAUAAUAAUUGCCUAUAAUUAUUGUUUUACCACUUGUAUUGGACGAGUUAAAUACUUGGGAACAAAUCAUCCAUUUGAAUUUGGCGCAAGUCAGUUAAAAGUACCUCGGAAAGUGGUGGAGAAGCUUUGCAAGCGUGAUUUGCUAAACUUCUCGCCGUGUGGUGUUGCAUUUGUAAAACGAAAAGUGCGUGAAGGAAUUUUACCACGAAUGUUAAAAGAAGUGCUAGAAACGAGAUUUAUGGUAAAAAAUGCUAUGAAAGAGAACAAAGGCAAUGAAAACUUGUUAAAGGUGUUACACAACAGGCAGCUUGGAUUAAAGCUGAUCGCAAACGUUACAUAUGGCUAUACCGCGGCGAAUUUCAGUGGACGAAUGUGCUGCGUGGAGGUAGGCGAUAGCGUGGUUAGUAAGGGCAGGGAGACUUUAGAACAUGCCAUAGCUGUAGUAGAGGAAAAUGCAGAAUGGGAGGCCAAGGUAAGACUGGUUGUCUAUGGUGAUACGGAUUCUCUUUUCGUCUUAACGCCGGGUAAAUCAAAAGAGGAAGCUUUUGAAAUUGGAAGAAAAAUCGCGAAUGCCAUAACAAAAGUUAAUCCAGAUCCUGUAAAGUUGAAAUUAGAGAAAGUUUACCAGCCUUGUAUUUUACAAACUAAAAAAAGAUAUGUUGGUUUUAUGUAUGAAAGUGCUGAUCAAAACGAACCGGUUUACGAAGCCAAGGGUAUUGAGACUGUUCGGAGAGAUGGAUGUCCGGCUGUCACAAAGAUGCUUCAAAAAUGCCUGACACUAUUAUUUAAAACGAAGGAUAUAAGCCUUAUAAAGAGCUAUGUUCUUAAACAGUUCAACAAAAUUCAAGCCGGCAGGGUCAGUAUUCAAGAUCUUACGUUUGCAAAGGAGUAUAGGGGAUUUACAAAUUACAAACCAGAAGCGUGCGUCCCUGCUUUGGAACUAACUCGAAAAUGGCUUGCUAUUGAUAGGCGUAACGAACCAAGAAGGGGAGAAAGAGUUCCUUACAUCGUUGUUAACGGUCCUCCCAGUUUACCGCUAAUUAAAUUAGUCAGAAGUCCAAGAGAACUAUUAAAUGAUAAUUCAUUAAGACCCAAUGUCUUAUAUUAUAUUAGCAAAGUUAUCAUUCCACCGAUAAAUAGAUGUCUAAAUCUAAUUGGAGUGGAUCUGAAUAACUGGUUUCAUGAAAUGCCUCGUAAGACCACGCUACAUCUCCCAAAUUAUUCACCCACAUUGGUUAAAAGCACCAUUUCUCAGUAUUUUAUUUCAAAAAUAUGUGCUUGUUGUGCAACACCCGCUCAAGAGGGUUUAUGUGCAAACUGUUUGAAGAAUCCUCAUAUUUCAGUUCUAAGAUUAUCGGAAAAACUGAAGAAAUGGGAGCAAAAUUAUCACGACACAUUAUUGAUAUGUCAAACUUGUAGCUGCUCACUGGAUGAAGUUGUAUGUAAUUCAUUAGACUGUCCAGUUCUUUACAGACGAUAUCAAACAAUCAGUGAUCAUCAGCAGUCCUCGUACGUCAGAGAAUUAUUAAAUAAACUAGGGGCGUUCUCAUAUGAUCAAUGGUUUUAGAUUUCAUAAGCAAAUAUUUACUUCAUAUUACCCAUCAAUAAAGUCGAAACUAUUGUUUUUUUUUAAGUUAUCAUUCUUAAUCUUAGAAAUAAUGCUAAUUUUAUUUGUAUUAUAUUUCUUUGUUGCUCAACUUUUUCUUGUAUUCGUGAUGAUAAUUAUUCUCUAGAGUGAUUUUUUAUUAUAUAUCUGUCAAAAGAAUUAAAAAAAAGCAUUUGUAUUUUAGGUAUCAAAAUGUAAACCACAUAUUAUGUAGUUCUUAUCUUUAUCUUAAGUGCUUUAUAAUCAAGUAUUGUUUUCUUUUAUUUUUAAAAAUAUAGGUAUAAAAAAAACAGAACAUGUUAUUAAUCAAAUAA
This is a messenger RNA of Anthonomus grandis grandis, 8281 nucleotides long. RefSeq names its product DNA polymerase zeta catalytic subunit (gene DNApol-zeta). Gene Ontology annotation, molecular function: nucleotide binding; DNA-directed DNA polymerase activity; DNA binding. Lineage: Eukaryota; Metazoa; Arthropoda; Insecta; Coleoptera; Curculionidae. The transcript is spliced from 17 exons. The coding region runs from base 1839 to 7928 and encodes 2029 amino acids. Gene Ontology annotation, cellular component: zeta DNA polymerase complex; nucleus. Gene Ontology annotation, biological process: double-strand break repair via homologous recombination; error-prone translesion synthesis. The record is from RefSeq and is a predicted model, not a curated record.